GGGGGGGUAAUCGAAUAAAAAUUACAAGCGUUCAAACACCGUCGCGGUGCUCCGCGUUUUAUCUAAAUCGCGACGUAUGACGCGUGUUUAAUCACGCAAGUACCAUGCGUUCCUUUACGCUGACGACUGUUAUCGCAGUGCAAACUUUCGUAAGAAAAUAUUGAGAUAAUAGGAGCUGCAUCGCGAUCGGUGCGAUCAAAGAGAUCACAGGAGCUGAUAGUUUUCAUAAUUUUUGAACGCGCAGGUUAUGCGCGACGAUCAAAACGUUUGCCACCGCGGCUCAUUUGGCAAACUCCCCCUGUAGAUCACAUUAUAUUUAUUUUUAUGCAAUUAUAUACAAUAUAUAUUUUAGAAAAGAUAAGAGAAUACGCCAAGGAAAAUAGCAAAGACAUAUUUGAUCAAUAUUUAUCAAGUAAGAAAAAAAUCGAUUAAAAUCGCUAGAUUGAUUCGUAGUGUUUUUUUCGAGUAAAAGACAAUUUUACCGUGAAAAUAUUUUUCAUAUAAAAAUGUUAUAUCUUAGUAAGUAGGUACUUAAUUCUGCUAAUUAGAGACGUGUCACUGGUUUUAUUAAUAAUAGUGUAAAAUAAAUUUGGAUUGUUUACGUGUUUACGUCGGAAAAAAGAAAAAUUAUCGCUGCCACAAUGCGCGACGCUAGCAACGAAGGCGUUAAAACAAAUAAAUAUCAAAAUCCGAUAUAAUUAGUUUAACCUCAAUAGACACGCGUAGGAGAAAGGAGAAACUUGAUAAAUUUUUCAAUCUUUGCGCGCUUUCUUCAAGCAAAUUGAUACAUCUGCAAAGAAGAAAAUAAAAGAUAUCUCGAGAGGCAACUAGUUUAGGGAAGAAAGAUGUGCGACUGCCCACAGGAACGAAACGAUGAAAUCGCCGAGAAAAUCGGCCCGGAAACCGUAAUGAUUUUUUCGAAAUGUCCGACAUAUCGUAUCGGAAAAGACGUCUUCGAGGUCGCAGCUGCCGUCGACGUCAGCUGGACGUCGCCGACUCAUGCGAUGCGACCCGACGGCGACGACACGAGCAGCGAUUCUACGCCGAAGUUUCCCGCGAGUACGGAAUCCUCCAGCGAAUCGAGCACAACGGUACGCCGUCGGCAAGAAAGAUACUUUGCCGCGAAGUAACAAUUGCGCCGAUAAUCGCAGUGCGCCUGUCCGACGGAAUGCGAUUACGCCGGCGAGGCGGAAGACGAUGGCCUAAAGUUGCUGGCGGUCUGCUCCUGCGAGACCGACGGCAGCGAGGACGUGCUUGAGAAGAAACAGGACAUCGAGUACACUUUGGCCAUCAUUAAGCCGGAAGCGGUGAUCUACAGGAAGCAAAUCGAGCACAUUAUAUACACCGAGGGAUUCGAGAUCUGCCAGACGCGCUGGCUCCAGCUCACGCCCGAGCAAGUCUCGGAAUUCUACGACGACCGCUUCGAUGAGGUGUGCUUCCCGUCGUUAGUGGCGUACAUGUCGUCCGGACCUGUCGUGGUGUUCGUGUUGGCCAAGGAAAACGCCGUCGAGGAGUGGAAGCUUAUCAUGGGAUCAACCACGGUGACCGAGGCGUGUUUGUAUUUCCCCGAUAGUAUCAGAGCAAGGUAUGGCCAGAAAGGUGAAAGCUUCCGAAACGUCGUGCACGGCAGCGACAGUUGCGAACGAGCCGAGAAAGAAAUUCACUUCUUCUUCCCCGGCUUCAUAAUCGAACCCUUGUUGAGGGACGAGAGGGCUGAGGACUUUCUGUGGGAGGUCAUUAAUCCGGUUCUCGUUGAAGGCUUAACCUUGUGUUGCAAAACUAAACCGGCCGAUCCUGUGCUAUGGCUGGCAAAUUGGCUGAUCUUGAACAACCCCAACAAGCCCAAAUUACCAGAAGAUCUCGCUUUAAUCCCGACGUAACUGUCGUCGAAUGAGCCUGUACCGUCGACUUGCGUGAUAUCGUUAACAUAAAGACAUCCGCCAUCUUACCCACUGGAUCUAUUUCUUUCGGCGCUUCUUGUCGUCGGCAUGAUGGCAUUCUUUUUAAUCUUCUGUCCGUCG
Messenger RNA from Harpegnathos saltator (Jerdon's jumping ant), 2021 nucleotides. RefSeq names its product nucleoside diphosphate kinase homolog 5. The transcript has 4 exons. Gene Ontology annotation, biological process: cilium movement; CTP biosynthetic process; GTP biosynthetic process. Bases 1458 to 1880 code for a protein of 140 amino acids. The record is from RefSeq and is a predicted model, not a curated record. Gene Ontology annotation, molecular function: nucleoside diphosphate kinase activity. Gene Ontology annotation, cellular component: cilium. Lineage: Eukaryota; Metazoa; Arthropoda; Insecta; Hymenoptera; Formicidae.